AUGAAAAUAAAUGGGAGUCAUCUGAACAGUUCUUCGCUGGCUCCGCAUGAGUUAAACCUGAGUCGUCCUCCGUGGGUUGCUACAACUUUGGGAAGCUUUCUGAUAUUUACAAUUGUGGUUGACAUUUUGGGCAACCUUCUGGUAAUUUUCUCCGUUUACAGAAACAAAAAACUGAGGAACGCGGGGAACAUAUUUGUUGUGAGCCUUGCAGUGGCAGAUCUAAUGGUGGCAAUUUAUCCCUAUCCCCUGGUUCUUACAUCAAUCUUUCACAAUGGAUGGAACCUGGGGUACGUUCACUGCCAGAUCAGUGGGUUUGUCAUGGGACUCAGUGUCAUUGGGUCUAUAUUCAACAUCACUGGCAUCGCUAUCAACCGCUACUGUUACAUUUGCCACAGUCUAAAAUAUGACAAACUGUACAGCGACAAGAACUCUGUCUGCUAUGUCCUUCUGAUCUGGGUCCUAACCGUUAUCGCCAUUGUGCCAAACUUGUUUGUGGGGUCCCUGCAAUACGACCCGAGGGUCUACUCCUGCACCUUUGUGCAGUCCGCCAGCUCGGCUUACACUAUCGCUGUGGUGUUUUUCCACUUCAUCCUGCCUAUCAUGAUUGUCACCUACUGCUAUCUGAGAAUCUGGAUUUUGGUAAUCCAGGUCAGAAGACGAGUCAAACCUGACAUCCGACCAAAGCUCACACCACAUGACGUGAGGAAUUUUGUCACCAUGUUUGUGGUAUUCGUCCUCUUUGCCGUGUGUUGGGCACCGCUGAAUUUCAUUGGCCUUGCAGUGGCUGUCAAUCCAGGUAUGGUCAUGCCCCUCAUUCCUGAGUGGCUUUUUGUAUCCAGCUACUUUAUGGCCUAUUUCAACAGCUGCCUUAAUGCCAUCGUCUAUGGACUGCUGAACCAGAACUUCAGAAGAGAAUAUAAAAGAAUAAUUGUUUCCAUUUGUACUGCAAAGAUCUUCUUCGCUGAGAGUUCCAAUGAUGCUGUUGAAAGAAUUAAGAGCAAGCCAUCCCCUUUAAUGACAAAUAACAACCAAGUCAAAGUGGAUUCUGUGUGA
This is a messenger RNA of Megalops cyprinoides (Indo-Pacific tarpon), 1053 nucleotides long. RefSeq names its product melatonin receptor type 1A-A. Gene Ontology annotation, biological process: G protein-coupled receptor signaling pathway. The record is from RefSeq and is a predicted model, not a curated record. Lineage: Eukaryota; Metazoa; Chordata; Actinopteri; Elopiformes; Megalopidae. The transcript is spliced from 2 exons. Gene Ontology annotation, molecular function: melatonin receptor activity. Gene Ontology annotation, cellular component: membrane. The coding region runs from base 1 to 1053 and encodes 350 amino acids.